UCUUAACGAUUGCGAAUGCGAACUCGUGGCGGUACACUGGCUUCGGAUGUAAUACACUGGCACCUAUGAUAACCACGUGGGGCGAUAUUGGACAAAGGCCUUUAGGUCCUUUGUUUGUUCUUGGAAUUGCGUACGUGCACGAAUGCCUUUUAAUUCCAGCUACGUUCUAUCAAAUCUGCACCACCACCAUAUUUUCAAAUAUCUCUGCCUGCUCACCGCUCACUGCUAUAAUCACACCAUGGUACCGAAUUUGAUUGGUACCUCCGGCGACGCUAGUAAAACCUCUACCAUUUCUGGGAAACGUAAAAGACACGACGAGCAAUCGGAAGUUCAGGAGAGUGGCGAUCGUCCCGAGAAACGGGCCAAGACUAUCAAACGAAGACCCAAGAAAAAGGCAGUUCGGCGACGCAAAGUACCGAAACGGUUCAAGGGAGUCCGCGGCGUAUUCGCCCUCCUACAAAGGUUGUGGAAGUACCUUCCUGUCAAGAUUUUUUUAUACGAGAUCUUCUGUUAUCUCGAUUCCCGCGAUCUUCUCCAUCUGGGUCGCACCUGUAAACACCUUCGAAAACUUCUAAUGACAAAAUCGUCGAAUAACAUCUGGCGCAUCGCUCGUGAGAAUGUCGAAGGGGGUCUGCCUCCUCUUCCAAUGGAUCUCAAUGAGCCUCAGUAUGCUCACUUGGUCUUUGAUGUUUAUUGCCACGUCUGUAACAAGCCACGGAAAUGCGAUACUGUUUUGUGGAGGUUUCGACUCAGAAGUUGCCGAAACUGUGAAAAAACCUUCACCAUAUACAACUGGCAUAUUUUGUCACACGAACUCUAUCCGUUCACUUCGCUUCAAAUUUUGUCUCAAGAGAAGAUUAAAGUAAAGGACCGUGAUACUACGAUCAUUGAUUACGAGGCAGCGUUGAAACUAAAAGCCCAGUAUGUGGCUCUCAAAUCCGAAGAAGAUCGUCGUGCAUGGAUCAAGCAGAAAUUUCGAGAACGUCGAGCAAUAGAUAAUCAUGCUCGUUCUUGUGAAGCAUGGCACCUGAAUCAUCUAGAGCAACGAUCUAGACAAUUGAACGAUAUUCGCAACCAGAGGCUGCAAGCGAUUCUCACUCGCCUGGAACUCAUCGGCUUGCGCCGAGACGCCGACAUGAUCCUCCUUGGGGAAUCUAAUUUUAACAUAUCCGAUGAUCUUCUAAACCUUCACUCUGUCAAACAAGCAAAAGUAUUGACCGACCGCGGUUGGGCUCAUAUGGAAUCUGAACUAGUCGGAUUAUUAUCUGAGCACAAAGAGAAACGCUUAGAGCGAGAGCACAAUGAAAGCUGUCGAAAACGCUACCUUUACCUCAAGCAAGAGUAUACCGAUAUCCUGUCUCAUCGGGAUCUGCGAGAGCCUUAUCCUGGAGUGGGCGAAAUUCUCUUUGAUCCAGUCUUCAAGGCAAUGGUUUGGGACACAGCGACGGAGGAGGAACUAACGCCUGAAUUCGUGAGGUCGAGACUUAUGGAACACCUUCCUCGGAUCGCUGGUGAAUGGAGACCCUCAAAAAUCCAGGAAAUCCUCCAAAUUCUUCGAAAUGUUCGACCUAGCGCGACCCUCUCAGAUCUUGAUUUAGCCGUCACAAUCUUCGGAUGUGCGAGAUGUAACGUGCUGAUGUCGAGCUCGCAGGUGUUCUAUCAUCCGUGUUGCCACAACAAUCGCAUAAUCGACGAUGUUGGCCACCACAGGAUGCGAAUUCUCAACGAGCAUUACGAUACAGAACAGGAUGGCUCUUGGUCAUCGCGUUCACUUUUCUUCAACAGGGAAAGUUCACGAUUCGCGGAAACAAUCCUGAUCGGUACCGGCUUGGACCCAUCUACAGCGACAACUGGUGACCUGACACGGGCACACCCAGUCAUUGAAUGUUCAGGUCCCCAAGAGGACGCUUUCCCUGGACGGUUGUUUAUGACAUGGCCUGCAGCACUAAUGUACAAUCAGAGGAUUGGAGAAGAAAUAUUCUUCAUAAUCAACCGCUUUGGCCAAGACACUUCCAGGAUUCGUAUUCAGGAGCCCCUCGGUAUCUUCUCAGAUGUCAUCUGUUGCGCGCAUUGUCAUGAAAAAAUAGCAGUCGCAGCGUUAUUCCACCAUCUUAUUUCUUGGCAUAAUGUGGACAUUCGUUCUACGGCUAUCACUUCCACUGAAUUCUACAAACACUUUCAAAUACAUUGGUAUUGGAAUCCUCGCGAUAAUAUAAACCUCAUGGGUAUGGACUUUCGUUGCAGAUAGAAGAGGGAAAUAUUUUCUUCAAUGCUGAUGUCGUAUACUCGAUCACAAUAAGCUCAUUUUCCUUCUACUGCA
Lentinula edodes (shiitake mushroom) is the source of this 2320-nucleotide messenger RNA. RefSeq lists its product as uncharacterized. The record is from RefSeq and is a predicted model, not a curated record. NCBI's taxonomy places the organism in Eukaryota, Fungi, Basidiomycota, Agaricomycetes, Agaricales, Omphalotaceae. The transcript is spliced from 10 exons. Gene Ontology annotation, molecular function: protein binding. The coding region runs from base 143 to 2248 and encodes 701 amino acids.